This is a messenger RNA of Pisolithus orientalis, 1602 nucleotides long. RefSeq lists its product as uncharacterized. NCBI's taxonomy places the organism in Eukaryota, Fungi, Basidiomycota, Agaricomycetes, Boletales, Pisolithaceae. Gene Ontology annotation, molecular function: GTP binding. The transcript is spliced from 15 exons. The record is from RefSeq and is a predicted model, not a curated record. Bases 1 to 1602 code for a protein of 533 amino acids.
AUGACUGACACCGAUGAGGCAGACAUCGAGUUGCAGAGUGCCAAGGAUAAUAUUGAAUUUAUCGAGUUAAUCCUCCCUGGUUGUCGACGCAGUAUUCAACGGCAGGAUAAAAACCACUUUCGUGAAGAAUUCUCUCAAUCUCUCACCGUUGAAGGCAAAGCCUUCUCUUUAUCCGUUCAUAAGAAAAAGUGGUAUUCUAUAGUCAUACCAGUCAUCAAGGCCGUCCCAAUCGACAUCGAUGAGGUGCUAUCUAACUCGCCGGAGCUGAAAUUUCACACAGUGCGCAAUGGGCUGGACAUUACCAUUGGUCUCUCACCCAGUAGCACCCCGGUCAAGGACUCCUUGAGGAGUGUCCUCGGUGAUUUUCGGGUAUUAGUGAUCGGGCAGUCUGGUGUCGGGAAAUCCACUCUGAUUAGCCAAGCCUUCGGGAUCGAACAGGCAAUCGCUGAGGAUGAGAAGCCGGGAGAAGCUGACAUCGAGAAAGAAUUCAUCUCACCGCAGAACGACCGGUUCGUCUUACAUGACAGCAAGGGUUUCGAACCGGCGGAACGCAACAACUAUAGCAGUGUGAAGACAUUCGUAGAAAACCGUAAACGUCAGCCACAUAUCAAAGAUCAAUUGCAUGCAGUCUGGCUAUGCUUCCGAACGCCUCUCGCACCUCAUGGCGAACGGCUUGUAGAAAGAAGCGCGGAGAGGACUCUUGCAACAAGAUAUGGAUGCUAUCAGAGGCAUUCCGACCAUACGGAGGGUGAACAUAGGGAGGGGCUUGAAAAAUUAAUUGAGCUCACCUAUGAGAAGGUCACCGCGACUUUUGGGUCCCAGAUGGGCACACCAUUGCCAGUCUCGGUCGUGACCCAAAUGGCGCAAAGAGUCUCGCCAAGAUUGAAAAUUGAAGGAUCGAUAGCUAUUGGAAAGCAGAGAUAUUGGAGGGCACUGACUUCUGGUGCCAAUUUUUGGGAUCACACAAUUCUUGAAUGCCUCGCUGUUGUUCACACCGAUAUCGUGUCUGUCUGGAAUUUCAAUGACCCAUCUCAAUAUCUGUAUAGCACUGAAUUUCGAGAAUUGAUGGUAAACUUAGUGGGGACUGUGGAUGCAUCGACACCCACACCACAUCUCCCUCGUGUCGAUACUACCAGCAAAAUAUGCGAGCCAGGUCCCCCCCUCCUGGCCACUCUACCUGUAAUUCUGCCAUUUAAAGCGGGAUUGAGCCUUGUACAGUGGGUUUACGAAACCUAUCAGCGAUUACCGGACGUGCAUCGCAAGUUCAUGACUUACAUUGUCGAUCUGGUACACAUCUUGGAGAUAUUGUUCGCGCUUACCGCCAAUAAGAACGAAAUAAAGCUUACCCGUGGGGCCAUUAGUUUGGCUUUCAACGCAUACUAUCCAUCGGCAAUACAGCGUGACGCUCACCAGAAUAUCAAGACUCGGGACUAUAAAAUCCCGGGCCGCGAUGCCGUCCUCGAGGAAAUCGUUUCUUUACUCGGGACGAGCGCAAUUGACGACAGUGGCAUCUCCAGGGUGCUUGUGAAUAUUUUACCUGCGGACCUAGAGCGAGACGAUGAGUGGCGUACGGUUACUGACAAUUCCAAGAAGACCCGUUGA